Messenger RNA from Salvelinus fontinalis (brook trout), 1314 nucleotides. RefSeq names its product granulito (gene gra). Gene Ontology annotation, molecular function: eukaryotic initiation factor 4E binding. The transcript has 7 exons. Lineage: Eukaryota; Metazoa; Chordata; Actinopteri; Salmoniformes; Salmonidae. Gene Ontology annotation, biological process: negative regulation of translational initiation. The coding region runs from base 400 to 789 and encodes 129 amino acids. The record is from RefSeq and is a predicted model, not a curated record. Gene Ontology annotation, cellular component: cytoplasm.
UGAAAUAAUUAUUGUCAAUUAUCAUAUUUCUGUAACACAAAUGUAUAUUUAAGCAAUAAGGCCAGAUAACUGAACAGACAGAUUUGCCUUUGAAAAUGUGCAGCAGAACUUUUAAGUUAUUUUAUCAAACAAGUAUUGUAACGUGAACAUAUCGAUACUUGGAUGAUAAAGCAUCCGUUUCAUAUCAGUAUGAUAUUCUAAGAAUUUGUUCUGCACGGAUUUCAAUAGGGAAAGAUUGCGUCCGUACCCCGCUCUCGUGUAUUUCGUUGAAAACAUUACUUUGCUGCGCGUUUGGUGUUGAACCUUUGUGGGGGUAACCACAGCAGAAGCAGCACCUCUUCAGUGUGGCAUCUCUCGGAAGGGAAGGCACUCCUGUGUCGCCGAACAUACAGGGUCAGGAUGGAGGUGUCAAGGAGGCGGAUCUUACAGAAGCACCUGCAGCCAGCCAGACCACUGCGGCGCUGCAGUACUGACCAGGACCCCUGCUUUAGAAAUGCUGAGCCAUCUGCGUGUGGACAAGCAGGAGAAAAAACAAUUAACAGUAUUGGAGUGGAACAGUUUUUUCAAAUCCUCCAUCUCCAAACUCAGACUCCACAAAAAGACUCCACCCCAACUAAAGUGAGGAUAUCUUACACUAGAGACUUCCUGAUUCAACUGGCCAAUUCCCCCAUUGCCAAAAGAAAACCGGACUUCUUACCAGAACAUCCUGUUGUUUUGGAAAAGGCGAGAGAACCUGGUGUGCCAAGGUUGGAGAAGAGGUUUGAUGAAAACAAUGAAAUGCUUGCCUAGGCUAACUUGGAGCCAGGAAGUCUGGUUGCUGCUGCUGCUGCUGCUUUUCAACCCACACACCACUACAACUUGCUCUGCCAUUGAGUGAUAUUCCAACAACAACAACAAAAAAUUCCCAGUUGAGCCCAGAAUACUACAGGCAUGGGUUGUGUCCCAAAUAGCGCCCUAUGUCCUAAUUAGUGCAAUACUUUUGACCAGGGCCGAUAGGGUUCAGAUCAUAAACACCCAUGACCAUGAGAGUUGUAAGCGAGGGGUAUAAUUAUUAUUUUUUAGUUCCUUUGACAAAUGUUGGAUCCUUUGGUGGACAUAAACCUGAAAAUAUACCAUAGCCUACGUUUUAAAUUGUGUGCUUCAGUCUAAAAUAAUAAUGCAUAGUUGAAUGAUGUGCCUUGAUGCUAACAAAUGCCCCUUUCACUGUGUGAUGUUUACAUAUGGCAUAAUACUAAUAAUGCCUCAGUGGAGGCCAUUGACUCUGAAUAACCUUACAACGACCUCCAAGACAAACAAUACAUUCAUUUAACCCUU